Messenger RNA from Zea mays, 1456 nucleotides. RefSeq names its product homeobox-leucine zipper protein HOX22. Gene Ontology annotation, biological process: positive regulation of DNA-templated transcription. Gene Ontology annotation, cellular component: nucleus. The transcript has 2 exons. The coding region runs from base 159 to 998 and encodes 279 amino acids. Gene Ontology annotation, molecular function: DNA-binding transcription factor activity, RNA polymerase II-specific; sequence-specific DNA binding. Lineage: Eukaryota; Viridiplantae; Streptophyta; Magnoliopsida; Poales; Poaceae. The record is from RefSeq and is a predicted model, not a curated record.
GCCGCGCGGCGCGGCGCGCGGUAUAAGAUGAGGUCGAACGGGACGGUAGCCGCCCCGGAGUCGGAGGAGGAGAGAGCCCGGCUGGUAGGAAGAACCGAUCGAACAACACAGCUACUAGCUAGCUAUAGGAUCCAACGUCGAUCGAUCGAUCAAUCGACAUGGACAGGCCAGGCCACCACCAGCACCAUUUUUUCAUGCCGCCGCCGCCGCAGCAGCAGCAGCAGCAGCUUUGCGUGCCGAUGAUGGACGACCCGUCGUCGUUCUUGGCGGAGCUGAUGGGCGUCGGCGGCGGAGGCGGAGGUGGGCCGUCGUCGUCCGCGAGGGGGGAGAGGAAGCGGCGGUUCACGGAGGAGCAGAUACGGUCGCUGGAGUCCACGUUCCGCGCGCGCCACGGCCACGCCAAGCUGGAGCCCCGGGAGAAGGCGGAACUGGCGCGGGAGCUGGGCCUGCAGCCGCGGCAGGUGGCCAUCUGGUUCCAGAACAAGCGCGCCCGCUGGCGCUCCAAGCAGCUCGAGCACGACUACGCCGUGCUCCGCGCCAAGUUCGACGACCUCCACGCCCGCGUCGAGUCCCUCAGGCGCGACAAGCUCGCCCUCUCCACGCAGCUUUUUGCUUGGUGCGCGCGCGUGCAUGACCAGUUGAACGAGCUAAGCGAGAGGCUGAGAGACCGGGAGGAUCUGGCCGCCGCCGGCUGCGGCGGCGGCGUGACGACGGCUAGCAGCAGCUGCUGCUGCGACGGCGGUGGCGGUGGUGGUGAGGGAGCGGAGGACGACAAGGGGAACGUCGCCGCCCUCGGCCUGGGGUGCGUCGCCGUCAACAUGGAGCCGCAAGAGAGCUGUGGGCUCGUCGGGUCGUGCGCGACGCCGGCGGACGUUUCGGUGGAGUCCGAGUGCGACGACCACCGCCUUGACUACGGCGACGGGUUCCCGGACUCCUACUGCGCCAUGCCGGAGCUGUGGGAGUCCUGGCCGCUUGUGGAGUGGAACGCGGUGGCCUGAAAUGGAGAUGCCAGCACAUAGGCUUAAGGCUUGUGUGUGUGAAACGUACGUGCACGCUGCCAUGCCAUGGUGCUCUCAACGGAAUUGAUGGAGAGAACGUACGGGGCGCUGUGCGCCAACGGCGGGAUGGGCCAGCAGGCAGGCAGGCAGGCAGGCAGUACGGGAUUCGGAGCGCGAUCGAAGUAAAGGCAACUUUCUGAGUUUGGAGGCAAAUCACCCAGUGCCAAUACUGCUUUCGAUACUGCAGAAAUCGAUGGUAUUUGUUCAUAGGCGCCCGCGAUGGUAGAGAGUUGCGCGGCUUGUUGAGGCCUUUUUUUUAGUUGUGUUUCGAGGUUAAACAAUCUAAUGGCGUGUACGUAUGUAUGGCUGCUUGCAAAGAGGAAACUUUGUGAUUCUGUACGAUUCUUAAUGUAGUCUAGAUAGUCUUUUUGUCGAGAAUAAUAUCGUCGAGUACUCAU